ACUCUUCCAUAAGCCAUCGCAAGUCGAAACAAGUCAGGCUCAGAGAGGCUCUUGCGGUUGUUGUUUUAGCUUUUUUGAAGUCGCGCUAAAUUUGUUGCGAGUAGAUUUGCAAUUGCAAUUUAUUUCGCACGCGAGCGAGUCUGCUCUCAGUGGCGUGCUAGGCAAAACAGAUAGGCAAAAACCCUUGCGCGUGAGCGCCUGCAAGCGUGCCACCCAGUGCAAGGGAAGAAAAAUAAGCAAAGGAACAAGUUUGAAUUGUGGAAGUAACGGCGGUGUUUCCGUGCGGCUCUUCAGUUACACAACAUUUGAUGUGCUUGAACCAACUCGUCUUUAUCCCGUGACUUCACUAACAAGCUUGUGUGUCAUGGAGCCAGCGCUGAAACGAGAGCUCAAGGGCCUCAAGGGACGCAUCACCGGCAUCCACUUCAGUCCGGAUGACAAACAGAUGGCGGCCAGUUCAGCCGACCACUCGGUAAUGAUGUGGCACCUCAGCGAAGACAAGCGGGCACUUCGGUUUGCUGGUCAUACGGGUGAAGUAUAUGGCAUCCGAUUUGCACCCUCAGGUAACCUCCUGGCGUCUGCUUCCAGGGACUGCACUGUGCGCUUUUGGUUCAUCAACAGGAAGGACGAAAGCCAAGUCUUGCGGGCGCACACUGCAGCCGUGCGGUCACUGGACUUCGCUCCCGAUAGUCUUUCGCUUGCCACGGCCUCGGAUGAUAUGACCGUCAAGGUGUGGUCAGUACAGCGUCAGCACCUGCAGCAGACCAUCCCAGUGCACAGCAACUGGGUCCACUCAGUGAGGUACUCCCCAGAUGGCCGUCUCCUGGCGACAUGCAGUGACGACAAGACCUUGUGCAUCUGGGACACAGUGUCCAAAACAUAUGUGCACUGUUUUGCAGACAGCAAAAAGCAGCUGCGUUGUGCCGAGUUCCACCCGGAUGGCAUGACAGUGGCCGUGGCCGGCAAGGACACUGCUGUUCGUGUCUAUGAUGUGCGUAACAAGCGCCUCCUGCAGGAGUACAACGCUCACGAGGGUAUCGUAAACUCCCUGCACUUCCAUCCGUCGGGUGACUACCUAGUGACCGGUGCAAGUGACUCACUCACAAGGGUCUUCGACGUGCUCAAGGGCCGGCUGCUGUACACACUAGUCACACACAUGAAACCAGUGCACGCUGUUUGCUUCUCGCAUGAUGGAAACCACUUUGCCACAGGAGGUGACGAUUGCCAGGUGUUCCUGUGGAAAAGCCACGACGCUGAUUCGGCUGCAGCGGAGCAGUCCGGCAGUGGUGAUGCCGGCACACGGAGCAGCGAUAGUGGGGAGCCAGCGGUUGUGACCACAAUGGAGGCAGCCAAGCCAGUGGCUGCAGUGCGCUCUGUGGCACAGGUCUCUGCUCUGAACCAGUGUUCCAGUGACCAGAGGCAGGAAGUGACCCCUUCUGCCAAUGGGUCCAGUUUCGAAGCCAGGCUUGAGCUAGUGGUCAGUCAACUGACUGCCCAAAUGGAGCAACUCAGCCAGGCCGUGGCUACUCUAAACUCAAAAGUGACGGCGCUCGAGUCAGUUGUGAAGGAGCAGCAGCAGCUGGAUCAGCCUAAGCCAAGUCCGCCGAAGCACAAUGGUGCCACCUGUGCCGACUGACCUCCCUCGGCCAUCCUUCAUCAUCCUCAUUUGGGUGGGACGUGACAGUGGACUUGCUUAAGCCCCACCAGUGACUUGUGUGUACCGUAAAAACCCGCAUUUAAUAUAGACCACGAAUAAUACAAGGCGAGAUUUGGGGAUAGCAAAAAGUAAAAGUUUCGUCCGCAUAUAAUAUGAGGGAAGCAAACUCAGCGAAAACAUUUAUUUGCAUUGGACUUCUCGCUUCAAUCAUCGUUGACCUCUGCUACACUAGCACUGUCUUAGACAAUUCCUCGUCCAAGAACUUUUUUCAGAUAUAGUCAUUGUCUGUGCCAUUGAGCACGUUCAGAACGCCACACUUGUUAAAAGCACGACACAGAAGGUCCUCUGGGAUUCUCACCCAUGCCAGAUCAACAGUGGUGCCUAGAUGGCACCCCCUGUAUGCUAGAGAAUGAUGGUAACCAUGCAGCAGCUACAAAACCAUAGCUUUGAGCCCCGUGUCUGGCUGAAAUUUUGGUUUUGAUCCGUAUAGUAUGUGGUGGAAAUUUGAGAUGUCAAUUUGUAAAAAAAAUCCUCGUAUUAAUGCAGGUUCUUACGGUACUUUAGUUUUUAGCAGGCAGUUUGACAUCGCAGUUUGACACCAAGCACUGUGUUGGGUGUCAGAAGCUACCGAGUAAAAUUAAUAAAUUCUAUAAAACUUUUUAAA
Molecule: messenger RNA, 2321 nt
Organism: Dermacentor albipictus
Lineage: Eukaryota; Metazoa; Arthropoda; Arachnida; Ixodida; Ixodidae
Product: POC1 centriolar protein homolog A-like
Biological process (GO): cilium assembly
Cellular component (GO): ciliary basal body; centriole
Molecular function (GO): protein binding
Source: RefSeq, a predicted model, not a curated record